Messenger RNA from Moneuplotes crassus, 651 nucleotides. NCBI's taxonomy places the organism in Eukaryota, Ciliophora, Spirotrichea, Euplotida, Euplotidae. The record is from the annotation of a GenBank genome assembly.
AUGGAGACUAUAAGGGUAAAAUAUGAUUCUAAGCUUUUACCUAAGGUAAUCAAUCUGUCAUGCCAAAAAACCCCGAUUCAAUUGAAAAUAUCAUCCUUAAAGAUGAAAUUCGAGGGGAUGGCCAAACUAUUCAGAGUAAAUAGAGGAAGGAAGCUUCGGAAUUCAAGGUUUGGAGCCAAGUCGUUCAUUGUCAGAAGAAGGAAGCCAUCCAAAUUAAAUAGAAAGCAAAAUUUUUUUUCAAUAACUAGUCCUUUGAGAGAGAGGAGAAGAAGAACUCGAAAGACUAUGCAAGUACCCAGAGUGCAUGUAAAGAGCCCUCCUCCAAACCUCAACUCUGGAGAACUCUUAAGCCCACUAGGUUCGGAUUUAGAGCAGGAGAAAGAGAGAUAUAUGACUAUCAUCAUGAAAGCCCAGAAUGCUUUAAGAAAUAACUCUCGAGUUUUUGGCUCCCCAUGUGUCCUCAAAAAGUUUUUAUCUGAAAGACGUUCCUUUAAAAGUCAAGGCAAUGUAAGAGGCCAAUCUUUCACCUCAGAAGGUCUCGAAGCCAGUGGCCCUGGUAAGAGAAAGAAGUUUCUUAAUAAAGUAAACAUCAGGAAGUUAAAUAUCACCAAGAAAUCAGCAUCAUUUACUGCAAAGAAUAUGACCUCAUAG